Messenger RNA from Tribolium castaneum (red flour beetle), 3509 nucleotides. RefSeq lists its product as uncharacterized. The record is from RefSeq and is a predicted model, not a curated record. NCBI's taxonomy places the organism in Eukaryota, Metazoa, Arthropoda, Insecta, Coleoptera, Tenebrionidae. Bases 45 to 3509 code for a protein of 1154 amino acids. The transcript has a single exon.
AAAGAGUAGAAGCACCUCCACGGCGAAGUCCACGUUUGAACGAGAUGGCGAUCCAGAUGACGCAGGAGCAAUUUCAACAAUUGCUGCUGCAAAUCCAAGGAAUGGCGGCACAAGCACCAGCACCUGCACCAGCACCUGGGGCACCUCGCGCUAACCCCAGGCAUUUCACACAAUGUGUGGCAAGAUUCGAUGGCACCAGGUCGCACGCAGCAGUUGAGGAAUUCAUCACAGCGGCCACCAUAUUCAAAGAAGUGGAAGGCAUAGAAGAUGCCGAAGCACUUGCAGGUCUUCCUCUGCUUCUGAUGAAAGAAGCCAAUCAAUGGUGGAGUGGUGUAAAGAAUAACGUCGACACUUGGGAUGCCGCCAUGCAGCUAAUCCGGAACGCCUUCGCCCCUCGUCGCCCAAACUAUCGACUAUUUCUGGAAAUCUUCGGUGAACCCCAACCAGAAGGAAUGCCCACGGACAGAUAUGUGACGAUCCAACGGGACCGCCUCGCACAGAUGACACGCCAUCUUGACGAAGAAUGGCAAAUUGACGUUGUGUACGGCCUACUAAGACAUAAAAUUCGCGACAAAAUUCCGCGCAGUGAUAUUGGAUCAUUUAACGAACUUUUGAAUCGCGCGCGAGCAAUCGAAGAAAACGAAAAAGAAUCGGCCGCGGGCCCGGUAAAAUCCCAAAAAACGAAUGGGACCACGACCGUUAAAGCAAACGGCGGGAAAAAUCGCGCACGGUGUAGUUUCUGUAGAGCAUUUGGACAUGAUGUUGGUGAAUGUAGAAAACUAAAGACCAACACCACUUCCGGACCACCUUCUGCACCAAAUGCAAUAGUGCCGCGAGUGGACAUUCGGUGUUACGGAUGCCAAAGGCCGGGGGUGUUCCGACGCAAUUGUCCGGAUUGCAAUCCACCUACUGCUCCAGUAAGUGCUCCAACCACGGAUCCAACUGGAUUCUGUGCAAUAAACACAAGCAUUCAACCUCGGCGUCGGCCAACGGUUAAUAUAGAAAUCUUGGGCAUCACGGGAACCGCAUUGUUGGACACCGCCGCCGGCAAUAGUGUGGCAAGCAUAAGCCUGUAUCAACACCUCCUCCGACAAGGUUGUACUCCACGUAAAGAAAAAGUGGAAGCAACUCUUGCGGAUGGUGGAACCCGCCUGAUGGAAGUCCCCACUGUAACAACUAAUGUAAAGCUGGCAGGCAAAAUCACAAAAACCACUUUUAUCGUGCUCUCAACCUCAGAGGAUACAAAAACUUUGUUGGGAGCCGACUUUAUUGAAGACAGUGGAGUGAUCAUCGACCUAAAGCAUCAGCAGUUUUACUUCGAACAAAAUCCAAAUGAAAAGGUUGCCUUCGCUAACGAUUGCGCCACUCCCACCGAUGAAGACAUUCGUACCGUGUUCCAAGCAACAAAGGUAGAAUUUCUGUCACCCUUGGACCCCGAAUAUAUUGCUAAUGGAUACGGCCCUCCACCACCCGAUAAUUCAAGUAUGAUACCGUCCGUAAUUACUCCCGGAGGUACGUGGAACAUUUAUCAAGCUCCCGGUGGCGCCGACUACAUGCUACAAGAUGCAAACGAGAUGCUGAUGCAUUACGACCAGUAUCACGAUGAAUACCAGACCGAUCUAUUUGCGACGAUCCCUUACAAAACGGAAAUUUGUUCAUUGGAGCUUCGCCCUACAGAAGGUCAGUUUUUAACCACCACGGAGAAGCAUGAAAUCAACCGGUUAGUGAAGGAAUACAGAGACUUAUUUGCGGAAUUUGGUCCACCAACCCCAUACGCCACCCAUCGAAUUAAUACCGGUGACAGCCUCCCUGUAGCAGUACCUCCAUAUCGCCUGACAUGUGAGAAACGAAAGGUCCUCCAAAUGGAAAUAGAGCGACUCCUUCAACAGGGUAUCAUCGAAGAAUGUGAUAGUGCGUGGGCGUCUCCCGUGGUAAUGGUACCCAAAGCCAAUGGGACCAUUAGGCUAUGUGUGGAUUACCGUAAACUAAAUGCUGUAACAAAACCAGAUGUCUAUCCACUUCCUAGACUGGACGAUCUGUUACACGCAACUGGAAAGAUUGGUUGUAUUACAACGUUGGACCUACAGGCCGGCUAUUGGCAGAUCCAGGUGGAACCGGGAGAUAGGGAUAAAACAUCUUUUAUCUGCCCUUUUGGACUAUAUCGCUUCACACGGAUGCCAUUCGGUCUACGCAAUGCACCGGCUUCGUUCCAACGUUUAAUGGACAAAUUUAAAACCGGCAUUCCCGACGUUCCCAUACUGGCAUACCUGGAUGAUCUCAUUAUAAUCUCCCCCGAUGGUCAUACACAUAUUCGCCACUUGAGAAGUACUUUUGACCAGUUACGACGCUUUCAACUACGCAUAAACAGGAACAAGUGCUUGAUCGGAUGUUCGGAGGUACGAUAUCUUGGACAUCGUAUCUCUCCCUCUGGCAUCGCCCCAGAUGAAAAGAAGGUGGAAGCUAUUAAACAAAUACCACCUCCACGAAACCUGAAGCAGCUGCAGUCCUUCUUACAAACCUGCUCUUGGUUUCGCCGAUUUAUUGAUCAGUUCGCAUCCGUGGCACGUCCACUAAGUGAACUAACCAAAAAGAACGCUUCUUGGAAAUGGGGAAACGCACAAGACGAGGCAUUCACCACUUUAAAGGAAAAGUUGACAACAGCUCCUAUAUUACGAGCAGCCGAUCCAACCCAACCGUUUAUCUUACGAACCGAUAGCAGUGCUUAUGCACUCGGUGCGGCUCUUCUCCAGGGGGAGGGCCCCGACGAGAGACCCGUUGAAUACGCUAGCCGCUUGUUAACUUCAUCGGAACGCAACUAUUCAACCACGGAACGGGAAGCCCUCGCCAUCGUAUGGGCCAUUAGCAAAUUCAGAGGAUAUGUGGGGGAAAACUCAACAACCGUAAUCACCGAUCAUCAACCUCUGCGAUGGCUCAUGUCGCUAAAAACUCCUACGGGACGGCUUGCUCGAUGGGCUCUUCAGCUCCAGCCAUACAAUCUGGAAAUCGAAUAUACACCGGGAAAAGCAAAUACUAUUGCCGACUUUUUGUCACGACCAGCAACUGAAGAAUCUAGUAUGAUCUGCACAGUCCAAAUUGAUUUACCGGCUCGCUCGGACGCCGACAUUCGCAACGAACAAUUAAAGGACCCAGAAGUAAAGAAGAUUCUCGACGAAUUAAUGUCCUCAAAUCCUGAAAUCGCUCAGCCCUGGUCUUCUCGUGGAUACGUCACGAAUCGAGGUGUGUUGUACCGCUACUCCCAAGCCGAUGAUUAUGAAGAGGCCCAACUCGUAGUACCACAUCAUGAACGUCUCCAUAUUAUGAAACAACACCAUGACUCCCCUACCGGCGGCCAUUACGGCGUUGACAAAACCUACAGUAAGAUUGCCUGCCGCUAUUACUGGCCUGGUAUGAGAAGAGAUGUUUCCGACUACCUGCGCACUUGUAUUGCCUCUACCCCCUUCCAAUUGCGGAGAAAAAUGGAUUUUCAUAGUGGAAGAUACAUGCACUAG